Trypanosoma rangeli is the source of this 639-nucleotide messenger RNA. RefSeq lists its product as uncharacterized. Lineage: Eukaryota; Euglenozoa; Kinetoplastea; Trypanosomatida; Trypanosomatidae. The coding region runs from base 1 to 639 and encodes 212 amino acids. The transcript has a single exon. Gene Ontology annotation, cellular component: nucleolus; 90S preribosome. The record is from RefSeq and is a predicted model, not a curated record. Gene Ontology annotation, biological process: maturation of SSU-rRNA from tricistronic rRNA transcript (SSU-rRNA, 5.8S rRNA, LSU-rRNA).
AUGGAUGAUGACGUAUCCGACGGUCCCCCGCCAGAGCGCAGCGCACGCGUGCGGCCAACACACCGCAGUACCCUUCCGGCACUUACGCGUCACAAAGCAGUCGAUCCGCGCUUCAGCGAUCUCUACGGUACCGUUGACCAAAAACAGUUUGAAAGUCACUACAAGUUUCUUCGCGAACAGCAGGAGGAAGAGGAGACGCGUCGCAGGCAUCGCAUGCGCUGCCUUAAGUGCAUUGUCAGACGUGGAGAGCUUGAGGCGAGUGGGGCGAAUUUGGAGGAAUACGAUCUUUCAGAGAAUGAGCGGGAGGUGUUCGGGGAGGACCAUCUCGAUGAGUUGUUGGCGAUGAAACUUCGGCCGCUGCCAGACCUGCAGAUGGAGCUUCAGGGGCUGCAGCGUGAGUCGCAACGGCACGUGUCACGUAUGAAGGGUCGCCAGGUGCAGUCGCGUCGCGACAACCUGAGGAAGGAAAUUAUCAAACGGGAGGCGGUGGCGGUGAAAGAGGGGAAAAAGCAGCGGCCAUUCAUUCCGAAGCGGGCGCAGCUCAAGCGUGAGAUUCUCGCUGACACGUUUGAGCGACUUGAAAGGAAGGGCGGAAAACGGGCGGUUGACAAGUACGUGGAGCGCAAGAGUCGGCGAUAA